AUGAGUAAUAGCAUAACGGUAUCUGAAGCAAACAACGACAACAACACCAAAUCUUCUUUGAAAGAUGACACUGAGUUAAAUGCGCAUCCAUAUAUCCUUGCGCAAGAUGAAACCACGCUGAAUGACUCUAUAAAACAAUUCGAACAUUUCGAUGAACUGAACUUACGAGAAUCACUUUUACGAGGUAUCUAUAGUUAUGGUUUCGAGCGUCCUGCAGAGCUGCAGCAACGAACUCUUAAACCAUGUAUAUCAGGCCGUGAUGUAAUUGUGCAAGCACAAUCAGGUACAGGCAAGUCAGCAACAUGUAUCAUUGCAAUUUUACAACAAAUCGAUAUGGACUGUAACGACUGUCAAGCAUUAAUUUUAGCUCCAACGCGUGAACUUUCUCACGGGCUUCACAGAUUAGUAUUAGCACUCGGUGAGCAUAUGAAUGUAAUAUGUCAUCCUUGUGUUGGUAGUACGAAAAUUCGUGACGACAUGAAGCGUCUUGAAGCAGGUGCUCAAGUUGUUGUUGGUACUCCUGGUCGAAUUUGUGAUAUGUUAAAGAAGUCAGUACUUCGUAGUGAAAAAAUGGAAAUAUUGGUACUAGAUGAAGCAGAUGAGAUUCUUUAUCGGGGUUUCCACGAACAAAUUAAUGAAAUACGAACGAUGCUGCCAGCACAUAUUCAGAUUAUUGUUUUAUCGAUUACAAUGCCCCAAGAUCUAUGCAAAAUGACAAAAAAACUUAUGCAUAAUCCUGUAAACAUUCUUCUCGAGCCAAACGAUCGAACACUCGAAGGUAUUCGUCAAUUUUACAUCAAUAUCGAACGUGAGGAAUGGAAACUAGAUACUUUAUAUGAUUUGCUCGAUACAUUGAUGACCACUCCAGCUGUUAUCUGUUGUAACACGUAUCAAAAGGUCGACUGGUUAACUGAAAAACUACAUGAACAUGGUUUCACAGCGUCUGCUCUGUAUGUUAAUAUGGAUGCUAAACAAUACAAUAAUGCAAUGAACGAAUUUCGAACGGGUUCUAGUCGAAUCUUGAUAAGAACCGAUGCACUUUUAAAUAAUACUGAUGUUCCACAAGUUGCUCUUGUAAUCAAUUAUGAGCUACCAAUUCGUCGUGAACACUACAUACGUCGUAAUGGACGUUAUGGUGCAUUCGGUCGCAAAGGUACGGCUAUCACUUUCAUCACAUACGAUGAACAACAAACAUUACGCGACAUUGAAAAAUUCUAUAAUACAAGUAUCCAAGAAAUGCCGAUGAAUAUCGCUGAUCUGCUUUAA
Messenger RNA from Adineta steineri, 1266 nucleotides. The record is from the annotation of a GenBank genome assembly. Lineage: Eukaryota; Metazoa; Rotifera; Eurotatoria; Adinetida; Adinetidae.